Molecule: messenger RNA, 524 nt
Organism: Schistosoma curassoni
Lineage: Eukaryota; Metazoa; Platyhelminthes; Trematoda; Strigeidida; Schistosomatidae
Source: the annotation of a GenBank genome assembly
GAUGGCGUUCUCUGAAGGUGAUUUUGAGAAAGGGAAGAAGCUCUUCGUUCAAAGAUGUGGACAGUGUCACACCGUUGAGAAAGGUGGUCCACACAAAGUAGGACCCAAUCUAAAUGGUUUGUUUGGACGUAAAACUGGUCAAGCUCCCGGGUAUACCUACACUGCUGCCAACAUUAGUAAAGGCAUCAUAUGGAAUGAGCAGACUCUAUUUGAAUAUUUGGAAAAUCCAAAAAAGUAUAUCCCUGGUACAAAGAUGGUGUUUGCUGGUUUAAAGAAGGAAGCUGAUCGAAAUGAUAUUAUUUCCUACCUUAAAGAAGCAACAAAAUAAGAAUAUUCUAAAUAUCUGACUCCUAGAUUUAACUUCGUUGUAGCAGUUCUUUAAUUAACUAAAUGUGUAUAAAUACAUAAAACCUGAGCUUCCAAGUACGUGAAAAUGGAUACUCUUGGCUGUGUAUUUCUGAUCUCUUCUGAGGUCAAUAUACUAUGAUUAUUCAGUUUCUGAGAUUUUUGUAAAAUUAAUACUA